This is a messenger RNA of Penaeus chinensis, 2560 nucleotides long. It is a transcript of the gene Bem46, whose product is annotated as protein ABHD13-like. NCBI's taxonomy places the organism in Eukaryota, Metazoa, Arthropoda, Malacostraca, Decapoda, Penaeidae. Gene Ontology annotation, molecular function: palmitoyl-(protein) hydrolase activity. Bases 989 to 2059 code for a protein of 356 amino acids. The record is from RefSeq and is a predicted model, not a curated record. Gene Ontology annotation, cellular component: membrane. The transcript is spliced from 8 exons.
UAUUGUCAGUGAAUUUUAAUUACUCUUUGGACAUUAUUAGUAUAUUCUGUUAUAUAUUUCCCUUGUUUUUUUUUCUUCUGAGAAUUGUUUCAUUUUCCGAUUGCCUUUGUGAUGUUAUGCACCAAAUCGUAGGCUGUAUUUCUAUUUUUUCCCCUUUUUAUAAUUAGAAAGAAAAUCAAUGUACGAAAUUAUACAAAAUACAAAAAUCUAUGUGUAGUUUUGAUAGCGUAAUACAGGAUUUUUUUUUUUCAUUAGAAAUAAUAGGGGAGUGCUACGUAAAUCAGAGUAAAUUGUGAAUUAUGGUUCUCUAUAUGAAUUUAGCAGUUAUACUAAGUUCUACGUCAAAAAAUACAAAAAAAUUACAAUGGAAUAUAUAUAUUUUUUCAACACUGGAGCGACAAUAAGCAAAUUUAAAAACUCUCUUUUGAGGUAUCAGAUUCUUUCAUAAAUUCCGUAACUAACCUUUUUGUAUAGUUUUCUGACCAAUUACCGAUGCUAUUAUGUUUCAACCCUUCGCCACCUCGACAUUCCCAUUCGUCUAUUGAGUCAUCUUCAAAACAAUCUGCCAUUCAUUUAAGUUCACUGAAACAUUUUCUCUCUUUUUGAAUGAACUGCGGGAAAAUCAAGCCUCUGUGUGGCUCCUGUCCCACAUGGAAGUGAAGACGGAAUAUGUAGGAUAUGUAUGAGGCAUGGCAUCUCAAGUUGCCAAGAACAAAGAAAUGUACAUCACGAGGAAGUGUCAUUAGCAAAUCACUGGGAUGGAAAAAAUCUUCAGAGAUAUUCAGCCAUUAUACAGAUUAGGGAGGAAUUUGAUCAAAGUAGAUUGUGUCAAGAGAUAAGGACAAGACAAUGGCCUAUAGGAAUACUUUUUGAAGAAGAAAAAAUUACAAAGACAGAAAAGAAAAGAAAAAAUAAUAAUAUAUAUUUCCACACAAAUAUAUAUGUAUAUAUAUUAAAGUUUCCUUGACUAAAAACCCUGACCAUCAACAUGGCUUCGAGUGAUGUUGAAAGCGGACAGCCUUGCCUUCCGCCAAACCCGCCUCCUCGUCCAAGAGCCUGCCUCCACCACCAGCACCACCAACACCACCACCAUCACCACAACCAUGACUGCGAGGAGGAAAUGACCCCGAAGCAGAAGGCAGACUUUGCUGUGAUAAAAUUUGUAGCAGGCCUUGUGCUUAUAGUGAUGCGGAAGUUUUGGUUCACUUCAGCAGCGGUGAUGCUGGGUAUCUUCGUCCUGUUCUGGCUGUACGGAGGGUGUCUUGCCUUGCUCCUCACACUGAUUGCAUUCUCAGGUAUAUAUACUGUGCAUCUUUAUAUUGCUUCCAAUCUCAGAAGACUCGAGAAAUCUCAUAUAUGGCUCCAGAAUUACUUUGUCACCCGUGAUCCAUUAACAAUGUCAACUUCUUGCAGGUUAAGCAACGUGUAUGAAAUGUAUCGAUGGCUGCACGUGAACCUUCUCCUGUUAGAGUACCGAGGCUAUGGCCUGAGUGAAGGUUCACCAUCUGAAGAGGGCCUGUACCUAGAUGCACAGGCAGCUAUUAACUACCUCAAAACCAGAUCUGAUAUAGACCAAAACAAGAUUAUAAUAUUUGGUAGAUCCUUAGGUGGUGCUGUAGCUGUAGAUUGUGUUAGUAGGUCAGAGAUCAGCAGUCGUGUUGCGGCCGUGAUCCUAGAGAAUACCUUCACUUCCAUCCCGGACAUGGCCAAGGUCCUCUUCUCUAACGUUAAGUUCCUGGCGAAGUUGCCUGAGUGGUGUCACAAGAAUAAGUACCUGUCAAAAUACAAGAUGUGUAGAGUGGUUGUGCCAACGUUAUUCCUCUCAGGCCAGGCAGACUCACUGGUACCUCCACGCAUGAUGAUGGAGUUGUACCAUUGUUGUGCAUCACCGGCCAAACGUCUCAUGCAGUUCACACAGGGCUCCCAUAAUGAAACCUGGAAGUGUCCUGGGUAUUACCAGGUGUUGCUUCAUUUCCUUGAUGAGCUAUUUCAGAGGACCACUCAGCCUCCAGUCCUCCUGCCCGGUGUUGUGUGUUUCUCAGAACCUCAGAUUCUCUAGCAUCCUUCAGGCCCCUUUAUCAUCAUGUUGGUCACAUAAGCUCUCAUAAACAUUACCCUCAUUGGUUGCAUGAUUCAUCUUCGCUAGAAUGAAGCAGGGAAGAAGGUUUAAUUUAUGGAGGUUUUUAUGUUAAAAUACUAGAAAUGGGAAAUGGGACAAAGAGAUGUGUAUGUGCAGUGUACUGACAGUGGUUCUUAGCCCGGUGAUUAAGCUGUGAAUGUAAACUAUAAAAGUGAUUAUAAAAUGUUUAUUUCUCUGUGUUUGUACUGACUCUUAUGCAGUGUUAACAUGCAACAGAAGUUAUCCUUUACUUCAUUGAGAUUGUAAAUGAAAAGAAUUUGAUCCCUUAUGGCAAAAUUUACAAAAAGACUGAAAAAAGGACUUUAUUUUAGAUGCUGUAACAAAGGAAGAGCAACUUUGUUUCAUCAUCAGCUCUUCUUUUUUCUUUUCUUUUAUUUAUUUGCUAAUUUCUUUAUUUUCGUAAAUAUAGAUAUAUGUUUA